Miscanthus lutarioriparius is the source of this 3204-nucleotide messenger RNA. The record is from the annotation of a GenBank genome assembly. NCBI's taxonomy places the organism in Eukaryota, Viridiplantae, Streptophyta, Magnoliopsida, Poales, Poaceae.
AUGCAGCCACUCCAUUUUUCAUACAAGAAAUACAACAUUAGUUUACCCCUACCUGUCCUUGCUGUUUCUCUUGUGCUGCUGCUCUCCUUGGCCACCCCCAUCAGUUCUUGCACGGAGCAGGAGAAGAAAUCUCUCCUCCAGUUCCUUGCUGGGCUCUCUCAAGAUUCUGGUCUUGCCAAGUCAUGGCAGGAAGAAGGCACUGAUUGCUGCAAAUGGGAAGGGGUCACCUGCAAUGGAAACAAGACAGUCAUUGAGAUUUCUCUGCCAUCUAGAGGCCUUGAAGGGAGCAUCACGUCUCUUGGCAACCUCACCGGCCUGCAGCAUCUUAACUUGUCCUACAAUUCGCUGUCCGGUAACCUGCCCCAGGAAUUGGUGUCAUCCAGCAGUAUCAUUGUCCUUGACAUCAGCUUUAACCAAAUCAGUGGAGACUUGCAUGAACUACCGUCUUCGACCUCUAGCCAACCUCUAAAGGUACUCAACAUCUCAAGCAACUUGUUUACAGGGCAGUUUACAAUCGCAACAUGGAAGGGGAUGGAGAAUCUAGUGGCGCUCAAUGCCAGCAACAACAGCUUUACUGGGCAGAUUCCAAGUCAUUUCUGUAACAUAUCACCAAACUUUGCUAUCCUUGAACUCUGUUACAACAAACUCAGUGGCAGUAUCCCCCCAGGACUCAGUAAUUGCUCCAAGCUCAAAGUGCUCAAGGCUGGCCACAACCACCUCAGUGGGACUCUCCCUGAUGAACUCUUCAAUGCGACCUUGUUGGAGCAUCUCACUUUUUCCAGCAACGGUUUACAUGGAAUACUUGAGGGCACACAUAUAGCCAAUCUCACUAAUCUGGUCAUCCUUGAUCUUGGAGAAAAUAAUUUCAGCGGAAAGGUACUCGAGUCCCUACUUCAGCUCAAGAAAUUGCAGGAACUUCAUUUGGGCUACAACAGCUUCUCUGGGGAGCUGCCAUCAGCCCUGAGCAACUGCACAAAUCUCACAAACAUCGACCUCAAGAACAACAAUUUCAGUGGAGAACUCACCAAGGUCAAUUUCUCCAACUUACCCAAUCUACAAAUCUUGGAUCUUAUGGAGAAUAACUUCAGUGGCAAAAUUGCAGAAACCAUAUACUCAUGCCACAAACUAACUGCACUGCGUCUAGCUUAUAAUAAUUUCCAUGGUCAGUUAUCAGAGGGACUAGGCAAUCUGAAGUCACUCUCGUUCCUUUCACUUACUGGCAACAGUUUUACGAAUUUGGCAAAUGCACUUCAGAUACUAAAGAGCUCCAAAAACCUCACCACCCUUCUUAUUGGACUCAACUUCAUGAACGAGACCAUGCCAGAUGAUGAAAGCAUUGAUGGUUUUGAGAAUCUUCAGAUUCUUUCCUUGACUGGAUGCUCAUUGUUGGGGGAAAUACCUUAUUGGUUAUCGAAGCUAACAAAUUUGCAGAUGUUAUCUUUAGAUGACAAUCAACUAACUGGGCCGAUUCCUGACUGGAUAAGCAGCCUAAACUUCCUGUUCUAUCUACAAAUAUCAAAUAACAGUCUGACAGGGGGAAUUCCUACAGCGUUAACAGAGAUGCCGAUGCUAAAAUCGGAGAAGACUGCGGCACCUUUGGAUCCAAGAGUCUUUGAAGUACCAAUUUAUUUAGGCACAUCACUUCAAUACAGCAAGGUGAAUGCUUUUCCAAUACUGCUCGACCUAGGAAACAAUAGUUUCACUGGUGUGAUCCCUCCAGAGAUCGGUCUCUUAAAAAAGAUCCAGUCACUUAAUUUGAGCUUCAACAAACUAUAUGGGGAUAUCCCCCAAUCGAUCUCCAACCUCACCAACUUGUUGGAGCUUGACUUGUCAAGCAACUAUCUAACUGGUGCAAUCCCUGGAGCGCUGAACAAUCUACACUUCCUUACUCAAUUCAAUGUUUCUUUCAAUGACCUAGAAGGGCCUGUGCCGACCACAGGCCAGUUUAGUACAUUUACAAAUUCCAGCUUUGGUGGCAACCCGAAGCUCUGUGGUCCUAUGCUUAUUCAGCACUGCAGUUCAGCUGGAGCACCUUUCACCCCCAAGAAAAAAGUAGAUAACAAGACAGCUAUAUUUGCACUUGCAUUUGGUGUAUUUUUUGGAGGUAUCGCCAUCCUGUUAGUGCUAGCUCGCCUACUAGUCUUGUUACGGGGUAAGACUUUCACCACCAUAAACAGGAGCAACAAUAAUAGCGAUAUAGAAGCGGUAUCAUUCAGCUCCAAUUCAGGGCAUUCGUUGGUGAUGGUGCCAGGAAGCAACGGAGAUGAAAACAAGCUCACAUUCACUGACAUUGUGAAGGCAACAAAUAAUUUUGGCAAGGAGAACAUUGUUGGGUGUGGAGGUUAUGGACUAGUAUUUAAGGCCGAGCUACCUGAUGGAUCCAAAUUUGCAAUUAAGAAGCUCAACGGUGAGAUGUGCCUUGUGGAAAGGGAGUUCACUGCUGAGGUUGAAGCACUCUCCAUGGCUCAGCAUGAAAAUCUUGUGCCACUGUGGGGUUAUUGCAAUCAUGGAAACUCUAGGUUCCUCAUAUAUUCUUUCAUGGAAAAUGGCAGUCUGGAUGAUUGGCUUCACAACAGGGAUGAUGAUGCUAGCACAUUUCUUGACUGGCCGACGAGGCUGAGGAUUGCCCAAGGAGCAAGCUGUGGUCUUUCCUACAUCCAUAAUGUCUGCAAGCCACACAUUGUGCAUCGUGACAUAAAAUGCAGCAACAUACUGCUUGACAAAAAAUUCAAAGCUUAUGUUGCAGAUUUUGGGCUGUCAAGACUGAUCCUGCCCAACAAAACUCAUGUUACGACCGAGCUAGUUGGCACUCUUGGUUACAUUCCCCCUGAGUAUGGGCAUGGGUGGGUGGCUACUCUGAGAGGUGAUAUAUACAGCUUUGGAGUUGUCCUACUUGAGCUCCUCACAGGAUUGCGACCUGUUCCAGUCCUGUCAACGUCAAAAGAACUUAUCCCGUGGGUGCUGGAGAUGAGGUCUCAGGGAAAGCAGAUUGAGGUCCUGGAUCCAACACUCCGUGGCACAGGGCAUGAAGAGCAAAUGCUGAUGAUGCUAGAAGUUGCUUGUAAGUGUGUGAACCAUAACCCUUCCAUGAGGCCAUCUAUAAUGGAAGUAGUCUCAUGCCUGGAAAGCACCAAUGCUGGCAAAAGUCAGCCAAGGCAUAGCAGUUACCAUCCAGUUACACAUGAUGGUACUGCAGUUCGGUGA